AUGACCCAACUCGCGAGUGCGCGGGUGACGGGUGCACAGCAGGUGCACGACAAGGUGCCUGCCAAGGUGCACGACGACAAGGUGCGCGACAAGGCACGACACGGCGGCACGCGGCGUGGGCGGCGCGGCGCGGCGCGGGACAAACAUGCACACGGCACGACACGACAUUCCAGUCUGGAGCGAGAGGAGAACACGCGCGCAGAAGGGCACGGCGACGUGUUCGGAAGUGGAGCCCAGGUGCCACCCCACGCAGGUGCCAUCCCCACCCGUGCAAAGGUGACGCGGCAACGACGACCACGUGGCGGGAUGCGACGACGAGGCGACGCGGAGGGGUGA
This is a messenger RNA of Symbiodinium sp. CCMP2592, 336 nucleotides long. NCBI's taxonomy places the organism in Eukaryota, Dinophyceae, Suessiales, Symbiodiniaceae. The record is from the annotation of a GenBank genome assembly.